Molecule: messenger RNA, 424 nt
Organism: Funneliformis caledonium
Lineage: Eukaryota; Fungi; Glomeromycota; Glomeromycetes; Glomerales; Glomeraceae
Source: the annotation of a GenBank genome assembly
AUGGAGAAACUUCAUGCGUCCGAUAUUAGCUGGGAUAUGCUUUUUAAUGGAUACCAUGAAUCUAAUGACGAAUUUCCAGAGUCUCCUCUGUCUCAAACGAAGGUAAUAUGUAACCAUAUUAAUGAUAAGUCUGAAUCAAUUCUUGAUAAAACACAUCGUAAAGCUAAUAGAGGGAUAAAUAAGUUUCUUUGUCAACAUUCUGGUUGUUUGAAAAAUUUUCGGGAUAAUCAUCAAUUAAAAAUUCACGAAAGAAAACACACUGGUGAAAAACCACGUGUUUAUCCCGGAUGCGGCAAAGGAUUUUCUCAGAAAACAACUUGGUCGUUCAUCAGAGAAGUCACGAAGUUCAGAAGAAAAGGUUCCAUGAGAAGACCGAAAAACAUAAACGAGCAAGCAGAUUAUGAGGAUGCAUCAGUAUAUUCAG